UGCAGCCGCCAGCCUCGGCUCGAAGGUUGCGAGGUCUCUCUCUCUCUCUCUCUCCCCUCAGCGGCUGGGCUUGUGGCCACGGCUGCAGGAGCUGCAAGAGCGGUUAGCCGUGGAGCGGCGGACCGUGCCCGAAAGAGCGGGAAGGCGCGAGGUGCCCAGCCUGCUUCGACGCCGGGUUGGCUCGUCUUGCUCCAGUGUCCCCCCGAGCGGCGGAGCGCCACGCAGCGGGCAAGGAGCCUGCUGGGUGGGUCUCCCACCUGCCGACGACCAUGGCCGGGUCCGAGCAGGACGGCGGUACCGGAGAGGCGCCGCUGCCCUUCGAGGACGCCGAGCUAGCGCUGGCUGGAAUCAAUAUGCUGCUCAACAACGGAUUCCGGGAAUCGGACCAGCUCUUCAGGAAAUACAGAAACCAUAGUCCUUUAAUGAGUUUUGGAGCCAGCUUUGUCAGCUUUUUGAAUGCCAUGAUGACGUUUGAAGAAGAGAAAAUGCAGCUGGCAUGUGACGAUUUAAAAGCUACCGAAAAAUUAUGUGAGAGUGAAGAAGCAGGAGUCAUAGAAACAAUAAAAAAUAAAAUUAAGAAGAAUGUUGAUGGGAGGAAGGCUGCCCCAUCCAUGAUGGAUCGAUUGCAGAGGCAAAUCAUUGUGGCAGACUGUCAAGUUUACCUUGCUGUGCUCUCUUUUGUAAAACAAGAAUUAUCAGCUUAUAUAAAAGGUGGGUGGAUCCUUAGAAAAGCUUGGAAAAUCUACAAUAAGUGCUAUUCAGACAUUAAUACACUUCAGGAUUUAUAUCAGAAGAAGAUAACUCAGGAAUCUUUGACUUCUGAUGCUACAAAUGAUAAUCAUAUUGCUGCAGAAGUUGUUACAGAGGAUUCACUCAACAGACUGAAAGGUGCUGUUAGCUUUGGAUAUGGACUUUUUCAUCUUUGCAUAUCCAUGGUGCCCCCAAACCUGCUCAAAAUCAUCAAUCUGCUGGGUUUUCCUGGAGACCGCCUGCAGGGGCUUUCUUCAUUGAUGUAUGCAAGUGAAAGUAAGGACAUGAAGGCCCCUUUAGCUACGUUAGCCUUGCUGUGGUACCACACAGUGGUUCGCCCUUUCUUUGCUUUGGAUGGCAGUGAUACCAAAGCAGGAUUGCAAGAGGCUGUAGAGAUUCUUCAGAAAAAAGAAGCUGCUUAUCCAAACUCAUCUCUCUUUAUGUUUUUCAAAGGCAGAAUACAGCGGUUAGAGUGUCAAAUCAACAGUGCCUUGACCUCCUUCAAUACUGCUUUGGAACUUGCAACUGAUCAGAGAGAGAUUCAGCAUGUCUGCCUCUAUGAAAUUGGCUGGUGUAGCAUGAUAGAAAUGAACUUCAAGGAUGCUUUCGAAUCAUUUGAACGUCUUAAAAAUGAAUCAAGAUGGUCCCAGUGUUAUUAUGCCUACUUAACAGCAGUGUGUCAAGGAGCUACUGGUGAAGUGAAUGGUGCACAGACUGUUUUCAAGGAAGUCCAGAAGCUUUUCAAAAGAAAAAACAACCAAAUUGAACAAUUCUCAGUCAAAAAGGCAGAGAGAUUUAGAAAGCAAAAACCAACCAAACAACUUUGUGUAUUGGCAUCCAUCGAGGUACUGUACUUAUGGAAAGCUCUUCCAAACUGUUCAUUCACCAAUCUACAGCACAUGAGUCAAGCUUGCCAGGAAAUUGAGGAUUCAGCGGUCGUUGGUUUGAAGAACUUGUUACUUGGUGCCAUACAUAAAUGCUUAGGAAAUGCUGAAGAUGCUGUUCAGUUCUUUCAAAGAGCCCUAAAAGAUGAACUCUGUCGCCAGAACAACCUGUAUGUUCAACCAUAUGCUUGCUAUGAACUUGGCUGUCUUUUAUUAGAAAACCCUCAGUCUGUCCCAAGAGGUAAAGUGUUACUGCUUCAGGCAAAGGAAGAAUUCACAGGGUAUGAUUUUGAGAACAGGUUACAUGUUCGCAUCCACGCAGCAUUAGCCUCUUUGCGAGAAGUGGUCCCCCAGUGAUGAACAGAAAGGCCUCCCAUCUUUUCUUUAUCGACUUUUGCACUCUAAGGACAAAGCUGUCAGGAAGAUUAGCUUUCCUCCAGAAAACCUUCCUGUUCAAGAGAUGUUUUCCUAAAGAUGCAAAGCUGGUUAUGGAAAAAUGUUAACAAUCUCAACAAUUAAGGACUCAGCCAAAAAGGUUAAGUGACCUUAGGCUCAAACAACUGGUGAUUUCUCAUGCAUAUGUCCUUUUUAAAUUAGGGGAAGCUAGGCAUUGUGUUCAAGCCCAGCCACACAGACAGGGGAUGGUGCUGGAGAAUUCCUUUAAAUAUUAAAGUCCUUUAGUUCCAAUGCUUAGAGAUGUCUUUUUUUUUUUUUUUUUGUCAAGCUGGAGAUCGUAGCCUGUGGUUGUACAAAUGAACCAACAAUGAGCACACUUUGAUUUUCUGUAUCAAUAUUGGCUUGAUUUCUAUUAUUUUUCCCAUUUCUGAAUAGCUUAUCCAUCCUUUUAUAGAAAGGAACCCUUUUCGUGGAAACAAUACUAUAAAGUUGUUUCAGUAUGGUAUAGAAAUGAAUAGUUAUAUUCAAAAGCCAACUGAUAUGGAGCUGGAAAUUUGCCUGGUGCAUUUACAGCACAACAAACUUGCCCAUGGAACUUUUCUUGGUCAUUCAGAUAAAUGUAAAUAAUGAAAUCUGCUCCCAUAUUUAUUUUAAAUUAUGAGAAUAUAUUUAGAAGCUUUAUUUUUUAGCCAAAUGUUUAUUUUUAAAAUCCUUAAGCGUUGUGUUAAACAUUUGAUACCUAUUUAAAUGGUAGUGUGGAUAAUUGGUUGUCAACAAGGGAUUUGUGGAUCACUCACGUUGCUAAAAUGUAGGUUAAAUAUGAAAAACUUGCCUUCUGGCAUUUUAAACCUAUAAUAUCCCUUCUGGUUAUAGAACUUUUAAAAGAAUAUAACACAGUAGAAUUUUAUUCAAUUUUCUGACUUUUAAUGUUGUCACACAUUAUUUUAGUGUGUAUGUAUUUUUAAGGCAAAUAUUGGUUUUUAAAAAACAAUUUUUAGCAUAAUAGCUUUUCCUAUAUACUGUGAAGCUUUUUUUUUUAUGGCAUUAAAGCCUUAUUUUCAAUUUCUGAAAUUUCUCUUUCACAACUCUGGAUUCUCACCUGAUCUGCUAAAUGCUUUAUCUUGUUUGUAGUUCACUUAAACAAACAAGCUCCAAAGAGCAUUAAGAGAAAAAAAAUUACAGUUACAUUCACAAGGGCUUCCCUGUUCACUUUCAGCAUUGGGUAAUGCUGUCAUGAGUACACGCAGGAUAGUUCCUGUCCUGUGUUAUGAGCUCAGUGUUUGGAUCAUCAAAUGUGAAUUGAAACCAAAUGACCAAGUACAUCAUGUAACUGCUAAAUUGCAUAGCCUAUUUCUUGCUACCCUGCCCAAAAGUACUUAGCAGCUACUAAAUCUGUUGUGCUCCUUUUUUUAAAAAAAUACUAUAUUCUGUGAACAAUUAA
Molecule: messenger RNA, 3471 nt
Organism: Pantherophis guttatus
Lineage: Eukaryota; Metazoa; Chordata; Lepidosauria; Squamata; Colubridae
Source: RefSeq, a predicted model, not a curated record